AUGGUCUGCGCUAAAUGUGAACGGAAGCUUGGGACGCUGGCGGCGCCCGACACCUGGAAAGAAGGAUCCUCGAACGCCAAGGUGGGUUCGUCCGGGCGCAAGCUCAACGAGAACAAGCUGCUUUCGGGCCGAAGCCGCCAAAAAUUCUCCCCGUACGAGGCCAAGUGCCGGAUCUGCAAGCAGAACGUCCACCAGCGGGGCUCGUUUUACUGCCAGGGGUGUGCCUACAAGAACGGCAUCUGUGCCAUGUGCGGUGUGCAAAUCCUCGAUACGAAAAUGUACAAGCAAAGCUCCAAGUGA
Messenger RNA from Polychytrium aggregatum, 300 nucleotides. RefSeq names its product PDZ-binding protein. Gene Ontology annotation, biological process: cytoplasmic microtubule organization. Bases 1 to 300 code for a protein of 99 amino acids. The record is from RefSeq and is a predicted model, not a curated record. The transcript is spliced from 3 exons. NCBI's taxonomy places the organism in Eukaryota, Fungi, Chytridiomycota, Chytridiomycetes, Polychytriales. Gene Ontology annotation, molecular function: microtubule binding.